This is a messenger RNA of Piliocolobus tephrosceles (Ugandan red Colobus), 8195 nucleotides long. It is a transcript of the gene CNOT4, whose product is annotated as CCR4-NOT transcription complex subunit 4. The transcript has 11 exons. Gene Ontology annotation, molecular function: metal ion binding; RNA binding; ubiquitin-protein transferase activity. The coding region runs from base 366 to 2093 and encodes 575 amino acids. The record is from RefSeq and is a predicted model, not a curated record. Gene Ontology annotation, cellular component: CCR4-NOT complex. Gene Ontology annotation, biological process: protein ubiquitination. NCBI's taxonomy places the organism in Eukaryota, Metazoa, Chordata, Mammalia, Primates, Cercopithecidae.
CUCCCGCCCCUCCCCCGCCCCUCCUGGCCGGAUCGGCGUGCGCCUGCGCACGGGAGGCCGGAGGAGUCUUACCCUAAUGUAAGAUGGUGGCCCGUCUGGCUGUGGAACCCACCGAAAGCUGAGAGUGUCUCUCUCAGCCGUAAAGGUCGGACUCGCUGAAGCAAUUAGGCCCGGUUCUGAAGAGUUUUUUCCCCGACGCUCGUUCGGUGGUUUCUUGUGAGGACGCGGCAGCGCGUGGAGUCGGCUGAAGGAAAAGCGAGGCAAGGCAGGCGGGUCGUCAGAGUCCUACAUUUUAGCUUUCAGUGCUGAACUUCCUUCUCCCUUAAAUUAUUAUAAACUUUUGCUGCUGUUUAAUAAACGUGAAGAUGUCUCGCAGUCCUGAUGCGAAGGAAGACCCUGUGGAGUGCCCUCUUUGCAUGGAGCCCUUGGAGAUAGAUGAUAUCAACUUUUUCCCUUGCACCUGUGGCUACCAGAUUUGCCGAUUUUGUUGGCAUCGAAUUCGCACUGAUGAAAAUGGGCUUUGUCCUGCAUGUAGAAAGCCAUAUCCAGAAGACCCAGCAGUUUAUAAACCACUCUCCCAGGAAGAACUGCAAAGGAUAAAGAAUGAGAAAAAACAGAAACAAAAUGAGAGAAAACAAAAAAUAUCAGAAAAUCGCAAACAUUUGGCUAGUGUACGUGUCGUACAAAAAAACCUCGUCUUUGUUGUAGGUUUAUCUCAGCGCCUAGCAGACCCAGAGGUUUUAAAACGACCAGAAUAUUUUGGGAAGUUUGGUAAAAUACAUAAAGUUGUCAUCAAUAAUAGCACAUCAUAUGCAGGCUCACAGGGUCCAAGUGCCAGUGCUUAUGUAACCUAUAUCCGGUCAGAAGAUGCUCUCAGAGCCAUACAGUGUGUCAACAAUGUGGUAGUAGAUGGCAGAACACUUAAGGCAUCUCUAGGUACAACAAAAUACUGCAGUUACUUUUUAAAGAAUAUGCAGUGUCCAAAACCUGACUGCAUGUAUCUUCAUGAAUUGGGGGAUGAGGCGGCCAGCUUCACAAAAGAGGAAAUGCAGGCGGGUAAACACCAAGAAUAUGAACAGAAGCUACUUCAAGAAUUAUAUAAAUUAAAUCCCAAUUUUCUUCAGCUAUCUACGGGUUCAGUUGAUAAAAAUAAGAACAAAGUGACACCACUGCAGAGGUACGAUACCCCCAUUGACAAACCUUCAGAUUCUCUCAGUAUAGGGAAUGGUGAUAAUUCCCAGCAGAUAUCUAACAGUGAUACGCCUUCACCACCACCUGGUUUGUCAAAAUCCAAUCCAGUCAUCCCCAUCAGUUCAUCCAAUCACAGUGCACGGUCCCCUUUUGAAGGGGCAGUAACAGAGUCACAGUCGUUAUUCUCAGACAAUUUUCGCCAUCCCAACCCUAUCCCAAGUGGGCUUCCUCCUUUCCCCAGCUCCCCACAGACAUCCAGUGACUGGCCUACAGCACCAGAACCACAGAGCCUCUUCACAUCAGAAACAAUCCCAGUAUCAUCCUCUACAGACUGGCAAGCAGCUUUUGGCUUUGGUUCUUCUAAACAACCAGAGGAUGACUUGGGUUUUGAUCCCUUUGAUGUCACUCGAAAAGCCUUAGCAGACCUGAUUGAGAAGGAACUGUCCGUUCAAGACCAACCUUCCCUUUCACCCACAUCUCUUCAGAACUCCUCUUCACACACUACAACCGCCAAAGGUCCAGGCUCUGGAUUCCUGCAUCCUGCUGCAGCUACAAAUGCCAAUUCUCUCAAUAGUACCUUUUCAGUCUUGCCCCAGAGGUUCCCUCAAUUUCAGCAGCACCGAGCGGUUUAUAAUUCAUUCAGUUUUCCAGGCCAGGCAACCCGCUAUCCUUGGAUGGCCUUUCCACGCAAUAGCAUCAUGCACUUGAACCACACAGCAAACCCCACCUCAAAUAGUAAUUUCUUGGACUUGAAUCUCCCGCCACAGCACAACACAGGUCUGGGAGGGAUCCCUGUAGCAGGGGAAGAAGAGGUGAAGGUUUCGACCAUGCCACUGUCAGCCUCUUCCCAUUCAUUACAACAAGGACAGCAGCCUACAAGUCUCCACACUACUGUGGCCUGACAACAGAACUGAGAGGAGAGGAUUAGACUCUGGGGUGCUUGCAUGGGCAACUGGAUUUUUGCAUGAUUCCUUUAUGAUUUUGCAUUUAAUGUAUACACCCAAAAGAGCCAAUAUAAACGUUCCUGAUGCCUACAGCUAGCGUGUUACCUCAUAGUUGCUGAAGUAUUUCUUCAUUAGGCCUUUAACAUAAUUUAUUAGUGUAAUAAUUUUGGCAUUGUUUCUCAUGAGUGAUACUAUUUCUAACUCAUAAAAACAAAACUUGUAGUACUAAGAUCCCAGGUGAGAUUAGCUAGAAUUGUUCUUAUUUUGGCUCUAUUAUUGAAAAAUUAUACAAAGGUAAUGGUAGUACCUUGUUUUCUGGUUUGUGAAAAAAUAAUAUCCUAAUCUCCUGAAAAAUUUGAAAAUUAACAAGAUAAUGUCUGUUGCAUUCUUUGAAUACUUGAGAAGAAAGAAUACAUAUAAAACAAAAUCGGUGGUGUCAUUUAAUGCUCAGAAGGAUAUUGUUGGCGAUUGUUUUUAGUUGUCUAGAUUUAUAUCCUAUAAUAUGCAUUACAUGUGUAGAAACUGUUUUGUUCUCUCUCUUUUGCACUUUUGCACUUUCUUUUUGAAUGGUUGUUAAUUAUGCGUAGAUGGUUAAAAGAUAAUUAUAGCCUAAAUGCAAUAUAAUCUCUUUUCUAAUGCACUGUCUAGUAUACCAGGAAAUGCCUCAAAAACAGAACUUCAGUUUAUAGUUGACUUAUCUGAAACUUGAAUACCAAGUAAACAUUGUAUGUGAAAAGCAACCAUAGUAGUGUAACAUUGUUACUGAACAAACAGUAAUUCUGUGGGUUAUUGUUUUGGAAAUUUCAUUGUUUAAUAAUUAAAAUGUGAUAAUAAGAUAAUACUAUAAGUACCUGACCAGAAUGAGACUAAGGCAGAAGAGAAGAGAUUGGAUGUCCUCUAAAAUUAGGCCACCUAAAUUGUAACAGAUAAUUUUAAUCAAGAGAAUAGUGGAGUACUUUAUUAGGACAUAAUGUGAAGUGAUAUUUCUGAAAACACAUUUCUUGAAAUAGUUUUAAAACUGAUAAUAAAAGAAAAGAAACUGUACUUAGUUCGGAACAAUGGACAAAAGCUGAUUCAGAAAACAUGGCCAUAUUCUGCCUAAAUGAAGCAUCUGGGAAGAAAGGGAAAGUCACACCUCCUCUUGAUAUUUUAACCGUUGUGAUAAAAGGUAUGCUUUAAUUUGUUUAAAAAAAAAAAGUAUGAAAGGGGAUAAUGUGAAUACAAAAAAAGAAGCCUGGAGAUUGAAAAUAAUAAUAGAACAUGUUAUUAGGAGAUGGUACUUAAUGUCAUGUUGGAGUUUUCAAGGUUACCUCUGUAUAAAAUUGGAUUACUUUCUACUAGAUAUAAUGUGACAAAUUAAAUGACUUUAUCCCAAGGUACAGUGAGGUAAACAAAAAUCUAUUCUUAGAUAUCCUUAGAUUUGGUUACCUGAGGCUGUAGAAGCAGCGAAUUGUCUAGCCAUUUAAGUUAUUUUUGUAAAAUUCAGCGUAAAUAUCAAUCGCUAAUUUCUAUCUAGAAAUGAUUACAAGAACAUUGCCAAUUUGGAAAAUACCAAUAAAACACUGUAGACUUAUUAAACAUCAGCCUUUUACUAUAGCUUAAUUUAAUUAUGGUUUUCAUUUUUUACUGUAAGAGGCCAGGACUUCAUUUAUGUCUCCUGUGGGGCUGAGGCUCCUGGGCCUUGUUAUUAUAACAAACUCUGGCUCCUUAUAAUGAUGCUUACUAGCUCAAAGCUUUCUCCAGCCUUCAGUGUUAGCCUUUCAUUGCCUGGAUCUUCUUACAAAGCGAUAGCAAGUGGUUAGUUCCAUUUGCUGCUUGGUGUUGAGAGAUACACCUGUUAAAUGAGGCUUCUUUCCUUUCUCAUUCAUAGCCAGUGUGGAAAAAUCAUCAGGUAGUUUGCCCAGAUUUGCCAGAGCCCUAAAUAAAAUCCCAAAAUGAUCUCCCUGCCUGCUUCUCCUCCCCACUCCCACUUACAUGCACACCAUAAAUCAGGAAAAUGCUUUUUGGGCAAUUAGGCUUUGACUUCUAAAUUUUUGCAUAGAAUGGUUAAACAUGAUCUUUUGACUCACUUUGUAAUCCCUAGACCUUCCUUGUAAACUUCACCUUUUUGCUUACCUAAUAUUUUAUUUAAAUAUGGUUUUUUCUAAAAACUGAACUCUUAAAAUCAUAGUCAUAAUUAAUUUUACACUAAAGGACAGAAGAAAUUGUACAACACAUAAAAGAAGCCAGCACUUCACAUAGCAAGCAAAUGGAAACCACAAUGACAGAAGAAUGACAAAUUCUUUAAAAGCUUCAGGUUUUGUUGUUGUUAAAUUCCUGCAUGAUGCAUCAUGUGCAAGGCAAACUUAAUACACUUUUAUACCCUUAACCUUUAUAAAGUGACUAGCUUUUCCCUUAACAUAGGAAUUUUUAACCUGGAGCACAGACUUUUGAGAGUACAUACAAAAUUGUGGGUUUGUGUGCAUGUACGUAUGUCCAUUUUUUUCUGGGGAGAAGAUCCAUAGUUAUUAGAUUUGUGAAGGAUUUGGUGACACGCUUCUCCUAUCAAAAAAAUAAAAAAGAACAGCUGCCUUGAAAUGUUUUUAGUGCCACUUUAGGGAUUAGAGUCCUGUACUGAAUGAUUUUCGUUGUAUGAUGAAUUAUAAGUGCCUCUUUAUUUUCUCUAAGAUUCCAUUAGAAAAUAGUUUUUCUGACUAAUAAUGCUUUCCUUUUCAUCCUAUUAUUGAGUUUUCGUUUUCCACAUGCCACUUUUGUGUACUCUCCGCUUAUUUUGACAAAGCAUUAAUUAAAUAUUUGAGUACCUAUUCUGUAUAUUGACUUGAACUAGAUCUUGAGAGAUAUAAGGUUGAAUAAAAUACGGACCCUAUCAUCAAGGAUAAUUCUAGUGACAAUUAUAUUUCACAUUAUUUCUAUCAGGUCUUGAUAAUAUUUUAAUCACAGAAACCACCAUAGCAGUCCAGACUCAUUUAAUUAUUUAUCAUCUCUCAGUAACUGCUCUGAUAGUGGCAACAAAGGGUAUUGAAUACUUAUAUUUCAGAUUUUAAAAUUUAUGAUAAUUUGGAGGGAGGUGAAAAAAACCUUGCUAGGAAAGACAUACGUUCAUUAUUCCACGUGUGUGUGAGCUCAUGUCUCUUUCUCUUAGCAUCCUGGGAAUUAAGUAGAGCCUUCUGUGUAGGUGUUCCUUUAAAGAAAACAACUUUAAUGCACCUCUACACAUUUCCACUGACAUGGCUCCUAUUUGUACGGUGUUCCAGGCACUGUCAAGACUGCCAGAGCUCUGGUCUGCUGUGACACAGGUCCAUAGGUGCUCCCACAGAGGCAUUGCCUCAGAAAGACAAGAGAGAGGAACAAAUUGCUGUUGCUUUGAAAUCUUACAGUGGCCUGUAGGGGUUGGGAUAGGGCAGUAAGGAGAUCAGUUGAGGUAUUCAGGUACAGGUAAGCUUGGAUAAGUAUGCUUAAAGCCUUGAAAACCAGAAGAAGAGUUUAGUCUUGAUGCGAAUGUGGUCGGUGAUAGAGAACUAUAAGUUCUUGGCAAAAAUGUAGCUUGAUCAUAGCAUUUUAAGAAGAGUAGUUGGGUAAUAGAUUUGAUUGCAAUUAGGACUAGUUAUGCCAUUGCUGGCCAGUGCAAAUAAGUUGGCCUAGACUAGCACAGUAGUAGUUGGAAUGGAGAAGAACUAUGAAUUAGAAAUUGGAAAGCAUAAGAGCUGAGAAAAGGCCUUCAGAUAUGGUUAGAUCUCUGAUGAUCUUUAAAACUGUAACUUUCAGAGAAAGGUACAGAAUGGAAGCCCAUCGUUUUAGGAUGAUUGAGGAAAUGCCAAGAAUAUGUAUGCAGCAAUCAGUGACUACUUAGUGUUAAGACAUUUGACAACAAAGUUGAAGAGAAAAAUAAGAUGCUAACUAGGUGGAUGGUAGAUCUUAGAAGGCAUUGCUUUAAUAUAAGGGAGAAGAAGAACCUAAAUAUUUAAAGGCAGACCAUACAGAGCCAACUGAGAGGAAGAGAUUGGCAGGGCCGAAGAGAAGAUAGCUCAUUCAGUAGGAUAACAGAUGUCUUUGGUGGGAAGAGAUAAGCUCCUGAGAGGAGCAUGUGGGUUAGCUUAAGAGAGGUGGGCAGCCAGGCACGGUGGCUCACGCCUGUAAUCCCAGCACUUUGGGAGGCCGAGGCAGGCGGAUCAUGAGGUCAGGAGAUCGAGACCGUCCUGGCUAACACGGUGAAACCCCAUUUCUACUAAAAAUACAAAAAAAAUUAGCCGGGCAUGGUGGCGGGCGUCUGUAGUCCCAGCUACUCAGGAGGCUGAGGCAGGAGAACAGCGUGAACCCAGGAGGCGGAGCUUGCAGUGAGCAGAGAUCAUGCCACUGCACUCCAGCCUGGGCGACAGAGCGAGACUCCGUCUCAAAAAAAAAAGAAAAAGAAAAAAGAGAAGUGGGCUGUAUCUUCCUCUGUGACUUGUAAGAAUAAGAAGAACCUGGAGAAAGAGAAAGAUGAGAAUUGAGGAAAGGGCUCAUAUGAGUAAUUACUAAAAGGCAUUAUUGUUUGAAAACGGGGGUGAAAGUGGAAUUGGAAGCUUGUUAAAGAAGGAGAUGUAAAAAAAGAAAAAAGUCUUCUGUGAGAAUAAGCCCAGAAAUGCAUUGUAAAUAGUUGCUGUAUAUUUUUAUAUAAAGCAAGAUAAGAGUCAGCUUAAAGAUCUCUCAAGUUCAAAUAUAUAUGGUUUUGUAUGUUCCUCUGGUUUAGCACAAAGCAUGAGUGGAAAAAGCGAAUAUUGAGAGUUUGGUUAAAAGGGGAAAAAGACAAAGACAUAGAGACAUUCAAGAAGACCACAAUGAAAUGCAUGAUCUUGUGCCAAGAAGAGUCUAUUAAGGCAGUUUCCUGUGAAGAAAUGGUGUGAGUGAUGUGGAAGGGAGUUGAAUGAUUUUAGAUUUUGACAAUGACAAAGAACAUGUUAGUGUUGCUAAGGGAAUGAUAACUGGGAGACUGUGGUCACUGUGAUAACCACUCAGUGCUAAAUGGAUGAUUGAGAACCAGAGAAAGGAGAGGGCUGGAGGUUGGAAAGAAGCUUGUCUUUUGUAACCCUUUAUACUCUCUCCUCCAGUCUUUUCAUGAGUGUAGGAAGUCAAACUAUGUGAGAGAGAGUUGUAGAAAGCCUGGAAGCAAUUCCAUUCAUCCGCAGUUGGGCACCUGGGGAAUCCUGGGUCAGGUUUCCAGUGAGUUGAAAAUGAUGAAAGGAAAACUGCCUUCCUCAAAGCAUGGUAGGAGGACAUGGAAGCAGAGUGCUGGGGAGGACCAGGAAAAGCCAGGGAUGAGAUGAGACAGGUGUAAGUAAUCAAGCCCCAGUGAGUGUGAAGGAUUGGUAGAAAUGUUACUUAUGAUGUGAAAGAUUUAGACAGAGGGUUUAGGUAUGGUGUAUGAUGAGUUUGGUAGUUGUGGAGCCCUUAUUACAGGUAAUACAGCUUCUCCCAAACUCACAGGCAAACUGGAAAGCUUUUUUAAAAAUGGGCUUCCACCUAUGAAGGGAAAGUAUCUCUUCUUACAUAGUUGGUUUAGGUAGGUCAUUCUGCUUUAUUUAUAUAUCAAAUAAGAAUUAAAAGUAAGGUAUUGGUGAACAGUAGAUAUAAAUUAAUAAUUUUAUUGUAACAGGUUAUAAAAAUAUUUUGAUAAUUUCCCCCAAAGAGAAUGUACUAUAUGAAUAAAUAAAAUCUACAAAAUAUUGGGCUAAUUUACCCUUGUUUCUUAUGUUUUGUGUACUUAGGAGGUGACCUCUAGGAAAAAACUGCUGAAGAGGUAGUAGAGCAGGGUGAAGAUACUGUAUACUGUUAUCCCUAGGUAUCUGUAGGGGAUUGGUUCCACAGAUAGCAAAAUUCUCGGAUUCUUAAGUCCUCAAUAUAAGAUAGUGUAGUAUUUGCAUAUGACCUGCACAUAUAUGGGAGGCUGUAUAUUUUAAAUAAUCUCUAGAUUACUUCUAAUACCUAUUACAAUGUAAGUGCUAUGUAAAUAGUUGUGAUACUAUAUUGUUUAAGAGACUAAUGACAAAAAAAUCUGCAUGCUUAAUAAAUUACACAGUUUUU